UCCUAAGGCGGCUGCGGGCUUCUGCCGUUCGCCCUUUCCGGAUUCAAACCCAGGAAAUGUGCGUCACGAAGGGGCGGGACUAUCGGGUAGUAGUGUUGCCGAGUCGCUUAGCAACCAGGAGGCUCACCUUUGGAAGCUUGUAGCGGCUCAAGCCUCGGGUCCCAGUCCUCUUCCCGCCCCUCCCCUCCCCUAAACUCCCUUCACCUUGGAGCUGCCAAACAUCUGGAUCGCUCUGGGCACCACGAGGGGUUGGAUUUAAACCUGUAACUCGCUUUUUUUACAUUUUUCCCUGACCUCCUGCUCACAUCUGUAAAGCCCACUGGUUUGUCUACCACACUUUUGAUAAGAACAAAAACGUAUCCUGGGAAGAUGGUGGCAGAAAAAGAGACCCUGACCUUAAAUAAAUGCCCAGACAAGAUGCCGAAGAGGACCAAACUGCUGCCACAACAGCCGCUCCCGGUGCACCAGCCUCAUUCCCUGGUUUCUGAGGGCUUCACAGUCAAAGCCAUGAUGAAAAACUCAGUCGUACGGGGUCCUCCAGCUGCGGGGGCAUUUAAAGAAAGGCCAACCAAGCCCACGGCAUUCCGAAAAUUUUAUGAGCGUGGAGACUUCCCAAUCGCCCUUGAGCAUGACUCGAAAGGAAACAAAAUUGCCUGGAAGGUAGAAAUUGAGAAGCUGGAUUACCACCAUUACUUGCCUCUGUUUUUUGAUGGGCUAUGUGAGAUGACAUUUCCCUAUGAGUUUUUUGCUCGGCAAGGAAUCCACGACAUGCUGGAACACGGGGGAAACAAGAUUCUACCUGUCAUUCCACAGCUCAUUAUCCCGAUAAAAAAUGCCUUGAACCUCCGAAACCGACAGGUUAUCUGUGUCACACUCAAGGUCCUCCAGCAUCUAGUUGUGUCAGCGGAGAUGGUGGGCGAAGCGCUGGUGCCUUAUUACCGUCAGAUUCUCCCAAUUCUGAACAUCUUUAAGAACAUGAAUGUGAACUCCGGGGAUGGCAUCGACUAUAGCCAGCAGAAGAGGGAGAACAUUGGCGACCUGAUCCAGGAGACAUUGGAAGCCUUCGAGCGUUAUGGAGGGGAGGAUGCCUUCAUCAACAUCAAGUACAUGGUACCCACCUAUGAGUCAUGCUUGCUGAACUGACAGGGCAGCUGCAGAAGGGAUCCUCCCCUGGUGCCACAGUCAUCUGUCUCUGCUGCUCCUAGCGUCUCAUUACUUGUGACUUCUACAGCUCUUUUUCUACAGCUGCAAACAUUGUGGCCUCUGGGCCAUAAGACUAUUAGCCUUAUUGAGAGCACAGCUUUCAGAUACAUAAAUAGUGCUUGUUUCUUAGAUUACAAUAGUGUACUGUGCUUUUUUUUCCAUGAGGAGAAUUGCUGCUUUAUCCAGCUCAGAUGGAGGCAGGGGUUCCCGAGUUAAACCUUCAGUUGUACAGACAAUAAAAUUAUAAUUUUCAUAUGCAAUUCUGAAAUUGCUGUGCUGUGUCUGCCUGCCCUGAGGGUGAUACCAGGGGCUGUAAGGAAGAGUUUGUGCUGACUGCUUAAUAGGUGUUUGUCAUGGAAGAGAAGCAUCACUUCGGCACUGCUUCUCC
Cricetulus griseus (Chinese hamster) is the source of this 1591-nucleotide messenger RNA. Lineage: Eukaryota; Metazoa; Chordata; Mammalia; Rodentia; Cricetidae. The record is from RefSeq and is a predicted model, not a curated record.